Molecule: messenger RNA, 1204 nt
Organism: Electrophorus electricus (electric eel)
Lineage: Eukaryota; Metazoa; Chordata; Actinopteri; Gymnotiformes; Gymnotidae
Gene: penka
Product: proenkephalin a
Biological process (GO): sensory perception; neuropeptide signaling pathway; chemical synaptic transmission
Cellular component (GO): dendrite; axon terminus; neuronal cell body
Molecular function (GO): opioid receptor binding
Source: RefSeq, a predicted model, not a curated record
UUUAACCCUGGCGUCAGUGUAAACUGAAAGACCUUUACUCGUGAUCUGCCUUGUCUAAGCGUCUUUGUUGUUGUUGUUUUUUUUAAACAUCAGUGAAAGGUGAUUGGCUCAUCCUUUGUUCGUUCUACAAGUGUUCUUUUCAAGGGGCUUUGCUUUGGUUUAUUCCAUUUUAAAAGAGCUUCUGUAGGAAGAAUAUUCGUCCGUGCAUCGCCCAUUUAAAGCUACAGAGGACUGUGACAUAAACUAACUGUGAACAGCCCAUGGCGUUAACUGUGAACUCUUGCUGGAUAGUGGCUUUGAGUGCAUGCCUUGCACUAACGGCAGGAGCGGAGUGCGGUAGGGAAUGUGCACUCUGUGUCUAUCACUUGUUGGGGCAGCAAACAGAGAGUGGCACUGUGACCUGCAUGCUGGAAUGUGGAGGGAGCAUGGACUUGAGUAGGCUUGAGCUAUGCCGAGAUGCCCUCAGUGAAGAUGAACGCAUCACCAUUGACAGCCCAACCCUGGAAGCGCAGGAUCCCAGGCACCUUCUCACCAAGAAAUACGGUGGCUUCAUGAAACGCUAUGGCGGGUUCAUGAUGAAGAAGGGACUCGAGCUGCGUGGGGCUGAGAGUGACAGCCUGGGGGCUGUGAGUAAGAAGUAUGGUGGCUUCAUGAAGAAGGAAGAGCCCAGAGCUCCUUCCGAGGAGCAACAACUUGACCUGCUGCGUGAAGUCCUGAGGGUGGGCCUCGGUGCAGAGGCAGGGCCCCAGCACGAGGGGGAGGAAGCAGCCAAGCGUUAUGGUGGCUUCAUGAGGAGUGUGCGUGGGGGGAGCAGCACUGAGGAGGUGGGGAGGGACCUCCACAAACGCUACGGGGGUUUCAUGCGCCGUGUGGGCAGGCCACAGUGGCUUGAUGAGCAGAAGGGCUACGGAACUUAUAAACGCUGGAAGGAUGGAGGGGAGUCCGCGCUGCCAGACACUCAGAAGAGAUAUGGAGGGUUCAUGGAUUAAGAAUAUUUUUGGAGAUUAGAAGGAACAUUCAUCUCAAACAUCCCAAAUUGGUGUAGAGCUUGCCACUUCUUUAAUUUAUUUUUAUAUACACAUAUACCAGCAUCUUUUUUUUGUCAUGGCUAUUGUGCAGUUAUCCUUCAUGUUCUUUGUUUAUUAGUAUGUUUCCCAUAUAUAAAUAAUAGAUAGAUAGAUAGAUAGAUAGAUAGAUAGAUAGA